Ostertagia ostertagi is the source of this 1524-nucleotide messenger RNA. NCBI's taxonomy places the organism in Eukaryota, Metazoa, Nematoda, Chromadorea, Rhabditida, Trichostrongylidae. The record is from the annotation of a GenBank genome assembly.
UGUAUAAAGGGCGGUUCUAGGUACUAUUCUGAGACAUUGUCUACACUACAAUUUGCUGCUGCUUGUCGAAAAAUUGAAAAUCGUGUUCAUGCGAAUGAAGAUCUGUCUGGAGAUACUGUAAUGGCGUACAAAGAAGAGAUCACUCGCCUCCGCGAAGAAUUGAACGGUCUCGAAGCAAAUAUCCGGUCAGAAAUGACCGCGAAGCUGGCAUUGGUUGAGAAUGAACUUAAGACUUGGAAAGAAGCCGCGAUUUCUCGUGAAAAGGACCUUGUCGAAGCUCGGCUUCGAUGUAAUUUGUUAUCGGCUCAGUUGACGAGUGGACCAUCCGUAGUUGGAGAUGUCAAGUCAAGUGACGAAGCGAUUCGGGCCAUUACCGCGCAGCUUUCGAGAAGGAUCGAGUCAAUUAGGACGUUCGAAGAUCUUUCAAGAGCUCAGCUUGAGGCCAACCUAGUUAACGCUUACAAUGAGCUAGAGGAGAUGCGCUCACGACUUGAGAAUGCUGAAGCUUCAAGGAAAGCAUCUGUCGAGAAAUAUAACGGUUUUCUACAAGGAUGCAGCGAAACAUCUAUUUCUGAAUUAUCAUUACGUCGGCUCAAUCUAACUACGGUGUGUUUCAUUUCAGUUCAGCCAAAAUUCGUGGAGCUUUGGAACAAGUUCUGUUUGAAGGCCCCUGAGGAGUUCGAUGCAUUAGAUAAUGGGGAUGUAGUGGAAGAUGGGGAACUAGCUGAAGAGUACGAGUCACUGCGAUUAGAAAUGGAAAAUAAUAGAUUGUCUCAGAUUAUUUGUGAAAAGGAGACUGCGAUCAAGAGUAUCUGUGAAUUACAAAAGCAACAAGCUGCACAGUGGGCGAAGGAAAAACAGGAGUUCCUAAGAGCAGACUCCUUACUGAAGUCACGCAAUGAACAUCUGGAAUCGGAAAACAACACUCUUCGCGAAAAAUUGGAGAAAUACAGAAAGAAAGCAGAACAGCUUGGGGUCACUAUUUCUUCUUUCAAUGAUGAGCGAUGUCGUUUACAACAACAAAUUGAUGGGUUGCACUCGGAAAAACUUGAUCUUGAAGAUCAACUCCAGGCCCUACAAAAUGAGCAAGAACUGAUGUCAAACAGGAUGAAGAAUGAGUUGGUCACCGGCAAGCCAGAUGCUGGAGUCGAGUUAGCGAGAGAGGGUAUCAAAAAGUUGCUGUGUGAUGUCUCAGAAAAGCGCAUUGUGGAAAAGAAACGCGAUUUGCGAAAGGGCAAAUGUAAUGGUCUCAAUUUCGAGACAAUGUAUCAGUGUGAGCCUGUUUCUUAUAAUAUUGAUAUAUUACGUUUAAUACGGCACUUCGCUACAUAUCGCAACACGAUUGAAGACUCUUUCGAUCACAAGCUGAGCGAACUUCGCGCCACUUUUUUCGACUCGGAGAAGCGUACUGCUGAGUUAUCUACCACUGAGAAACCUUGCAAGGAAUACGAAGCAGUGGAAAAGAACCAAAACAGGGAAUUGCUACCGAUGGAUUCACAUCUGGCUGUAAACGAAACAGACUAA